ACCCAACAAAACUACAAUCUCAUCCACGAAAAUGGGAAAGAGCAAGCUUGUCCGUUCUUUCCCUCUCCCCCCAAAUGGCAAUUGUGCAAUCAAUAACUAAUAUACGGCACAGAAAAGCGCCUUGCUCCAGCACCAAGGCCGCGACCCUAUCCGCGAAAAGCAAAAAAAGUUAUCCAGACGGCAGCCAAAGAGCUUAUGCAGGCGGGGUGGCAAUGGUGAGAAGGAGGAGGAGGAGGGAGAGGAGGAGGGAGGCAAUGUGGUGCCGGAAUUAGUUGAUAUAGUUACAUUGGCAUCGGAGGGGAUGUUGAAGUCUGCCAUGGAAACCGAAGAGAAGCAUACUGAGUCUGAUCCCGAGGAGGAGGAAGUCCAAGACUCCAAUUCUGCCAACCGCGGUGAAGAGGUAGAGGAGGUGGAGGAAAUAGAAUCAGACUCUGACAUCCCGCUCUCCGAUGUUUCCGCCUCAGACCUGGACUCAGACACAGACCAUCCCCCACACCAGAAACUAACCACAAACAACACCCUCGCCCUAACCGCCUCCUUAGCACGCAUAUCCCUCCCGCGUACCCUCCUCUUCUCAGAAACCCUACUCGUAACCACCCCGGAACCCACCGCCAUUCUAGACAUCCAUGACGACCUGGCUCGGGAGCUCACGUUCUACAAGCAAGCCCUCAGCGCCGCCAACGAGGGCCGCGAUAAGAUCCUGGCGGAGGGUGGGCAGUUCAGUCGACCGGUGGACUACUUCGCCGAGAUGCUGAAGGAUGACGAGCACAUGGGCAAGAUACGACAGAAACUGCUGGACGAGGCAGCGGGAACGCGCGCGGCGCAGGAGGCGCGUAAGCAGCGGGACCUGAAAAAGUUUGGGAAGAAGGUGCAAGUGGCGAGGUUGCAAGAGCGGGAGAGGGGGAAGAGGGAGAUGUUAGAGAGGGUUAAGGUUUUGAAGAGGAGUAUGUCUCCUUUCCCCUCAAUUUAGUUAUUGACUUGAUGUGUAGGUGCUAAUUGAUUGGGGAGGGGAAUGUAGAAAGACAAGGUGCGGAAACGGAAACAGCCACUGAAACGGACAUGUUCGAUGUCGCCCUCGAAGAAGCCGUCAAGGGCCGUCGCGGCGACUCCAGAGACGGCAUCAGCCACAAACGCCAGAAGAAGGAUCAAAAGUAUGGCUUUGGCGGUAAGAAGAGGUUUGCGAAGAGCACUGAUGCCAAAUCCUCCGGCGACCUUUCCGGCUUCUCGAGCAAGAAGAAUAGGGCCCAAUUCACCGGCGUUAAGAAGAGGAAGCCGGCUAUGAGACCGGGCAAAAGCAAGCGUGCUGGUGGGGGUGGUGGCAGGAUGAGGUAGACGGAUGAUGGGAACAUAACUCAUUGUACAGUAUCUUGGCUUGUGAGUUCCGAAACCGCAGGUUUUGAACAGAACAGAUUAGAAUUAUGUAACCGGUAAUAUAUUCUAUCGCUAGGUC
Molecule: messenger RNA, 1450 nt
Organism: Tuber aestivum (summer truffle)
Lineage: Eukaryota; Fungi; Ascomycota; Pezizomycetes; Pezizales; Tuberaceae
Source: the annotation of a GenBank genome assembly